Messenger RNA from Saccharomycodes ludwigii, 1680 nucleotides. RefSeq names its product Rrn7p (gene RRN7). Gene Ontology annotation, molecular function: RNA polymerase I core promoter sequence-specific DNA binding. Gene Ontology annotation, cellular component: RNA polymerase transcription factor SL1 complex; RNA polymerase I core factor complex. Lineage: Eukaryota; Fungi; Ascomycota; Saccharomycetes; Saccharomycodales; Saccharomycodaceae. The record is from RefSeq and is a predicted model, not a curated record. The transcript has a single exon. Gene Ontology annotation, biological process: RNA polymerase I preinitiation complex assembly; nucleolar large rRNA transcription by RNA polymerase I. The coding region runs from base 1 to 1680 and encodes 559 amino acids.
AUGUCAUAUGGCGUAUAUAUUCGAGGUCCAUUAUGCGGGGUUGAUAAUUGUAGAUCAAAGCUAUGGAGAGUCAUUGAUGGAAGAAGAACAUGUCAAUAUGGACAUGUUAUGGAGAACGACUAUGAAUUUAAUGAUGAUGAGGAUGAAGGGGCUGGGGGUGUAGCAAUUACAAGAAGAUUAAACCUAACAACGGAUGCCACUGGUAAUUUUCAAAGCUCUCAGUUAAACAUGUCCCAAUUUGGGAAUUCUCAGCAUGAUUCUGAUUUACAUAAAGUUUAUGGGAAAGAAGCUAGACUACUUUUCUUGAAAAGCUUUCAAUAUAUUUUGAAAAUACAGACGAGGGAUUUGAUCAAAACUUUCCAGUUACCCACUUCGUUUGAACUUUUGAUUAAAAAGUUGUGGUGCGAGUAUUUGAUAAAUUCACAACAAAGAAAACAUAGUAAUAAAGGAGACAAUGGAAAAGAAGAAAAGAAAGAAGAACAAAAUGAUGAUGACGACGAAGAGUUUAAGGGACUAGAGUUAUCUUUAAUGACAGGUAUAUGUUUAUUAUACAUUGGUUGCGUUAACAUGAAGCUGCCCAUUUUUAGCAAUGAUUUUUCCAGAAUGGUACUAUCGAUGGAUCUAUUAUACAUAAAUGCCAAUAAGAAAUUACCCAUGAAGUGGAGAAAACAAUUACCGAAUCAUUUUUUAUCGAAAUUAGAAGGUUCAAAGAUAUGGUCAAAUGCACAAUUUUAUAACAAGUUGGGCAACGUGUGUGAUAAAUUAAACAUACACGGGGUUUACGAAGAAAUUAAUGAAGUUGGUAGUAUUAGCAAUGUAAAUAAUGUUGAUAAAGGCCAUAAAAUAUUGUGGAAAAAUUUUUUAUGUCGAUUAACUGUAACUUAUUUAUUUCCAUCAUUUGUAUAUCGAUAUUGUGUUAAAUUAAUUGAAUAUUUGGAUGACAAAAACACUUUUGGACAACUAAUUGGAUUCAAUAGUAGCAGUCAUUUUGUACAGUAUCAAUUAUUCCCGGAGAUACGGUGCAUUUGUUAUUUUAUUUUGACAUUGAGGCUAUGCCUAUUAGAUAAUGAUACACUUUCUCAAGAUUUUAUAUCGGAAUGGUUAGCAAUCCAAACUAUGGGUGGUAUAAAAUUUAUUGAGCCGUAUAAACUGAUUCAUAGUAAUGCAAAGGAUUUAUUAUUACUUCAGACAUUAGGAAAAAACAAUAGUAUCGAUGGUGAUAGAAUUAUAGAUGAAUAUAUAGAUUUUGUUGAGGAUCGAAUUAUGAAUAAAAUUGGAUACGGCAGAAGUUUGUAUGAAAGAAAAGAAAAUUCCAAGAUCGACGACGAAUUUGAAGAUGAAUUUGACAAUUUUAAGUUAGAUCAGAAAAUAGUUGUUCGUAAAUUAUAUAAUUUGGUUCCAUUAAAAAAUGAUAAAGAUGAUGGUGAUUAUGACAACAAGGAUGACAGAAAGCAAACUGAUAAUAAAUAUAUGGAUAAAAUACAAUUGUUGUAUGCUCAAUUAUCUUCAGUACCGCUGAAAUCUAUUGAUAAUAUUCCUAGAGAGGAAAAGAUGGGAUUGUUAGAAGAGUUUGAAAACAAGUUAUUAGAAUUGAUUAGCAAUGAUUUUUUAAUAUCUGUUAAACAACUAAGAAAUUCGUUGAAGCAUUUACAAAAAGGGCAUUUUUCGAUAAAAAAAUAA